ACAAACCCAGCAAGAAAAAUGGAAACUGCCGCGAUUCAACUUUCACCCUCCCACGUUGGGCUCAUCAAAGCAUCAGGGGAGGUCACCAAGGAAUCGCUUGAGGCAUGCAACGAACUGCUCCAAAAGAAUCACGAAGAAUGGCACAUGUUCUUCCGCGACACGGCCGGCCAUAACCAUAUUGUCCACAGCCUUCUUACCGUGCUGGCCCUGGGCGCUGGCCCAGAAGAAUUGAAAGCGAGAUAUGAAGAUGGUGUACCGAUCCAGCGUGUAAUGCCUUCAGUGGAUGACGAGUUAUUGGAGACUUUGAGAAAGAGCGACGGAUCUGAUGCCCUCUAUGAUUCGAUUGUUGGACAGGUUCAUCAGUACCACACGUAUCUCGAAUUCUUCAAAGGCGAGAUCAGAGAAAAGGGCUGGAAAGAGGUCAUACAGCAAUACGUCCUAGCACGUAGCAAACUGUCUGACCUUAUCCUUGCACGCAUGUAUGAAGGCGCCUACCACCCCAUCAUCCACCUCGGUCUCGGCGUCGAGUUCCAGCAACCAGCCAUUGUCGCGGAAGCACUGGCCCAGGCCGCAGCCCACGACGACGCGAGAAUUAGCACGCUCUUCAAAAAUGCUGAAGAGGAGGCCGCCAUUUCGUACCCAGCACGAAAGCCCAAGUCGAUGCUGGAGUUGGUACACGAGGUGCGCGCAACCGACGCCAUUCGUAACGCACCCAAAUGGACUGAUUUCGGCAACAAAAUGCGCGACGGCAUUGUCGGCCGCGCAGGCGAAGCGAUGGCUAGUCUGGCGGCGCAGUUUCGCAUCAAGAGCGAUGAGAAGGAUCUCGAGCGGCGGACGGCAGAGAUGAUCAGUACGUGUGCGUACUUUGCAGGAGCUGCGCAGGACAAGAGCAAGCCCAAUCGUAGGAUCAAGAUUGAUUUCUUCUAUAUGCACUGUGUUACUAGCAGCAUAUUCUUUUCCGUCUUCAACAAGCAAGACUGGAUCAAACUCGAGGACCGCGUGCGUCUUGUUGAAUGGAAAGCACGUCUGGACCUGGCCUGGUACGCCGUUUCAGGAUCUGCAGUACUCGACGGCAGCGCUAUCUCGACAUACUCGUCUCCCCACAGCGAUGGGCUCGACUGGGAUGGGCUUUUCGACAGGGUCAUCAAGGAGCAUGACGAUGGGCACGCGGCCAAGUUCAUACGUGCUCUGAAGAACGGAGAAGACUCUGCGAAGGAGUUUGAACAGGGAGAGUACAAGGAAUAUUUUCCAAUGCAAGGAGACAUGUGGCUGAGGCUGGCGAGAAUGUGUCAGGAUACAACCGAAGGCCGGCCUUCGGAUCUCAAGUGGGUGCCGUUCACUGGAUUUGAUCAGCCUUGGAACAGGCCGGACUUGGCUGCCCCGUAGUUUUCACGUGACUUUUAGUAAGCUAAGCAGAUAGAUGAAUGUUGAACGAAAGUUGC
This is a messenger RNA of Exserohilum turcica Et28A, 1442 nucleotides long. RefSeq lists its product as uncharacterized. Gene Ontology annotation, molecular function: oxidoreductase activity. Bases 19 to 1386 code for a protein of 455 amino acids. The transcript has a single exon. The record is from RefSeq and is a predicted model, not a curated record. NCBI's taxonomy places the organism in Eukaryota, Fungi, Ascomycota, Dothideomycetes, Pleosporales, Pleosporaceae.